Molecule: messenger RNA, 1503 nt
Organism: Lachancea nothofagi CBS 11611
Lineage: Eukaryota; Fungi; Ascomycota; Saccharomycetes; Saccharomycetales; Saccharomycetaceae
Source: the annotation of a GenBank genome assembly
AUGAAGAGAUCGGAGAAUCUAAGUCGAGAACCUGAAGUGCACAAGAAAUUACACAUAAUGUCUCAAACCCCUCAUACUGAUAACGAAACGCUCUUCAAACCUGUGGGCGACUCGGUUCAGGAAAUAGACCAAAAUGAACAAUCAGACAGUGUCACACCUCAUAAGACUGGUGCAGCCGAUGCUGAAGGACAUCCCGUUCAAGAAAUUGAGUCUUUGUGUAUGAACUGCCAUGAGGAUGGUAUCACAAGACUUCUAUUGACAACAAUACCAUACUUCCGCGAAAUCGUUCUAAUGUCCUUUGAGUGUCCUCAUUGUGGGCUAAAGAACUGCGAGAUCCAGCCUGCCUCGCAGAUAAUGGAAAAGGGCUGCAAAUAUAUGCUGAAAGUUGAACAGAAGGAAGACUUCAACCGCGAGGUCAUCAAGUCCGAAACUGCAAUCUGCAAGUUCCAAGAACUCGAUAUCGAAAUUCCAGCUAAAAGGGGCCAACUGACUACGGUUGAGGGACUGCUGAGUGAGAUGCUCACUGACUUAGCCGCUGACCAACCUGCAAGAAAGGCUAUCGACGAAAGUUUAUACGAGCAAAUCGAAGCAUUCAUUACCAAAGUGAGAUCCUAUCUGAAUUGCGAACCUGAUACUCUGCCGCUGACUUUCACCUUGGAUGAUCCCGCUGGAAAUUCGUGGAUUGAAUACAAACCUGGCGAACCAGCACAUAAAUGGUCGCAGACUCAAUAUGUCAGAUCAGGGGAACAAAACGUUCUGGUCGGUAUUAUCUCACAGGACCAGCUAGAGCAGCAAUAUAUGGAGGAACGUGCCAAGAUCGCAGAUAAGGACAGAAACCCAUCCGAAGCUCAGAAACCCACAUUUUUAUCAGACGAGACGGAUAUUGAGAAUUUCAAUAAUGAGGUUCAAACAUUCUCUGCCACUUGCCCAUCAUGUAACCAUCCUUGCGAUACUCAUAUGAAGCCUGUUAACAUCCCACAUUUCAAAGAAGUCAUCAUCAUGUCUACUGUCUGCGAACAUUGCGGCUAUAAAUCAAAUGAAGUGAAGACCGGGGGUGCUAUCCCAGACAAGGGCAGAAAAAUUACUUUGGUAUGUGAUGAAGCAGAGGAUCUUUCGCGUGAUAUCUUAAAGAGUGAAACUUGUUCAAUGACUAUUCCCGAGCUUAAUUUGGACAUUCAACAGGGUACUUUGGGAGGUAGAUUCACUACUUUAGAGGGUCUUUUGCAACAGGUUUACAGUGAGCUAAAAACCAGAGUUUUUACACAGACUUCAGAUUCCAUGGAUGCCGAAGCCAAAACCCGCUGGGAAAAGUUUUUCGGCAAACUACAAGAUGGUAUAAAUGGAAAGGUUAAGUUUACAGUCAUAAUGGAAGAUCCCCUAGCCGGGUCUUACAUUCAAAACGUCUAUGCUCCAGAUCCAGAUCCUAACAUGACUUUAGAGGACUAUGAAAGAACGGAGGAACAAAACGAGGACUUGGGUCUCAAUGGCAUGAUAACAGAUUGA